Molecule: messenger RNA, 2586 nt
Organism: Pleurotus ostreatus (oyster mushroom)
Lineage: Eukaryota; Fungi; Basidiomycota; Agaricomycetes; Agaricales; Pleurotaceae
Exons: 4
Coding region: 1-2586 (861 amino acids)
Source: RefSeq, a predicted model, not a curated record
AUGACCAGCAUUUCGUUGACUGAGCUCGAAGACUUCAUUAAGGCUGUCGAAAACCUUCCGCACUCGCUACCUGACUACUUCAUACGACUCAUCACCAGUCCUCUGUACUCCGGACACGCGCUCUCUGUAGCGAUCAUCUCUCGUUCUGUGGAUCUAUGCUCAGUAAUCGCCAACCACCGCCUCCAGACGCGCGAAUUUGAUCGAUACACUAACGAGGUUUCAAUCAAGCUUUACGAGCAGGAAUUACGCUCAAUUCUCGCGGAACCCAACAGCGUGUACAACGGCUCCGCCCUUCAUUCCGAUUCUACGAAAAUCGACGAAUUCAGCAUCAGUCGUUCCGCCAAAACGUUCAGCGAACAGGCCCCGUUAUUCUGGCACAUGUUAUGUUCAAUGUUAGCGAGAAGUGGCGAGGCUUUGACGCAUGGGAAGGACGAGGCGGACAGUGCUGAUGAUGAGGCGGAUUAUUGGCGAGCGCUGGGUGAGCUGGAGGUUGAUGGUAUCGUGAAUUCCGAUACUUCGUCGAAGCGCUUAUCGCACCGUGAGGUUUCAUUGGCAAGACGACAAGCCAUCGUUAAUGUGAAAGCUGUCGUCGUUCUCAGUAUCAUACUUCAGAGUAUGAAUCAAAAGGCCAAUGCAGUGCAAAGUGUUAUUGGAGUCUUCCUGCACUCGUGCAAAACCCCCGAGAAGGUCGUCGAGACACUCGCUCGCAUGGGGAUCUCCAUUUCCCUCACGUCGAUUCACCGCGCCAUUCAGUCAUUGUACGAGGAGUCAGCUGAGACGAUAAGUCAUUUGGGAAGAUGUCUAUUAGUCGGAUUUGGCUAUGAUAAUUUUGAUGUAAACUUGAAGCCGUCCGUUUCGACUGUCGAAAAGCUGGGGGAUUCAUUAAAGCAUCUCACGUCCGCGCUUGUGUUUCCUUUGCAACACGGCAUCACUCUGGAUGAUUUACGUUGCAGCGAGGAUCUGUGGAAGAAGUCCGCGCUCAACCCACAUGGCUCAGUUCCGCGCCAUACUUGGGAAGAGCUUCUCAAAGCCGUGCAACCCAAACACACACCUGGGCUAUCCCACCCCCUUAAUACCACACCUCAUGCCCCGGCAUCACAUACGGCUGAGCCAGCGGGUCGCGCGACCAGCGAAGAAUUCAAUGCAUGGAUGUUCCUUCAUGAUCUGGUGAACCAUGGGCCAUCGUACUUCGCCAGUUUUCGUUCCGAGAUAGGGCAACCACCCGAAGUUGAGUCAAUCCCACUCGUGGAGACGCCUAUCACACCUAUGCGUGCAAUGGAUGUGAAUAAUUCCACCGUCGCAGGAAAUAUUGGUGCAAUCAAACAGAUACUUGCCCAGGCAGGGAUCGCCGACAUCCACGACCCGGAGUUUGCGGGGAUUGACACGAAGGACAUGAGGGAUGUCAAAGAUUAUGUUGUUUUAUUUCAUGGGGACUUGGGGACCGGUGAACGCAUCCAAUCACUCCAGCUUCGACGUUCAAUUGAAUCCUCGCCAUGGCGUCGCUUUCAGUUUGUCAUCUUUAUCCUUGGUCUGUUCCACGUCAAGAUGGCUUGCGCGGAUGCCAUCUGGCGGAUAUUCAUUCAGUCACUGAAUGGACGUCUGGACGAAACGUGCAUGAUGGAGGAUAUCGCGAUUCUUCGGCCCAAAGAGACGGGAACCAUUUCCAGCAAGCCCACCUUCCGCCAGAUGCACCAAGUAAUCCAACAUACCGGAAUCUGUCGUCGAUUGGACUGCUGGCGCGUCGAAGCAGCUCAACGCAAUCCCUUGCAUACCUCACUUGAGGAGUUUGCUAAGUCAAAACCAUCUCUCGAUGAAUUACAGAGCAUCGCAGCGAUUGCCGCACGCAAAUAUGUCGCCUCACGUCUUCUCGGCAGAUUGCGCCGCCAACCAACUGGCCAGCGAGAUGAACAAUGGGAGAAUGCCACCCUACUUAAUAAGUACUGCCUCCUCUACGAGGAACUUUCGUACGCAAUGAAUCAUGGCGAUAUCGGCCGCGUAGAAGCCAAUUUCAUUCCGUGGAUCCAUAUCUUCAAGGCGGUCGGGAAACACAAGUACGCUACUCACCUAACUCAAUAUCUGUACAACACGAGAUUUGUCUAUCCACCAGGGCUUAGUUGCGCCGUUCGGUACAAUAUCCUUGUGAAUCCCACAGGAAAGAACGGCAAAUGGCGCGCAGUGGACUGGUGCGUGGAGUUCAACAAUUUACAAACAAAGAGCGAGCAUGGAGGCGAAGGCUCCAAUCGCACCGUUGCGCGGAUCAUCAAAGAAUCACCUUUGAUUCAGGUCUAUCAUGAUGCAAAGGAGAAAAUCAGUAAUAAUAUUCUGCUCGCCCAUUUGACGUCCGCGCACGCUGAUCCCAAUAUGGCACGCACAUUUGAGUCCGUGUCGCGCCACCUUGCCGAAGCUUCGCCUCACAAGAUCAAACCUGGGCGGCGGACUGCUUUCACCAUUGAUGAUAUGAUUGACAAGGGAGCGGCCAAGUUACCGGCUACACCUGUCCCAGUAGCAGAGAUUGAGCUGGAUGACAUUGUCGGUGAUGGAUUGAGUGCACGACCUGACGCUGACGAUAUUAUAAUAGACCUCUAG